GUCUUACCAGGAUCAGCAAAUAAUCGCGUUAUCUGGAAUGAGCUGUAUAUCAUGUUUGGAAGAUGCUACAUCUGUAGUACAAUUUAUAGAGAUAUUUUCCGAGGAAGGCCUCCAGUUGAACAUCUGCGAUGUUAUAUCACAACAUCUCUGGUUAAGACCGGAGAGGAAAACAUGCGAUGGUCAACGCAUUUGUUGGACAUGCUGGGAGGCUUUGCGCGACUUCCAUGUAUUUUAUUUACGUGUGGCUGAGUUGCACAACCACUGGGAUUGGAAAUAUUCACAUGGGAAGGAAGCGGAGCCUUGUGCGCAGGAAAUCGAAUUAAAACCCGAAAUUGUUCAUAUGGCCGAUGCUCUUGAAAAUUUAGAAGAAAGAUUUGUGGAUUCAGAAAUAAAAGUAGAGGCACAGGAUAUAGAUUCGCUGUUGCAAAUUGAAUUCAUCGAUGAACCUAGACCAAAAGAUAAAAAUGUUAAAUUGGGGAAACGACGGGGACGCCCACGCAAAAUCGAAAAUGCAGCCGUAACCAAAGCCAACAAAAUAUAUGUGGAUCAAAUACCGGUUGCAAAUGAUAAUGACUCCGAAACUGAGCUACCUUUAUCUGUUUUGUUGAAGGGUGUUGGCAAAACUGAAGCUAUUGAAAAUAAAUCCUCUAUUGUUAUAACACCUGAUAAUGAGAAACUAAAAUCUGAAAAGCAUAAUCUACCUACUGGGGAUCAACCUCCAAAAAAACGUCGGGGCCGACCGAGAAAAGUAGUUAUUGAAGAGCCUAUGAAACCGUGCGAAUCCGUCAAAAAUUCUGGCAAAGAACAUACUAAAGGCAAUGUUCAAAAUAACGAAGCAAAUGAUCAAAAUCAGGAAUUCUCUAUUAAUAAUGACGACCAUGAAAAUUACAAUGUUGAAUUUGAGCCUAUUGAUUUGGCUGGAACAGCAGAUAGCGGUAGUUCAAGUAGUUAUAACACAGAUUCGGAUGAAAGUUUUGAACCAAAACGGAAAUAUGCUAUCAUUCCGAAAAGAAAGGUUGUCAAGCCCAAAAAAUACCGUAAGCGACCGAAGCCUCUUAUACCUCCCAAACGCAUGACCCGUGAAGAAAUUGAAGCAAAAAAUGCACAACAAGAAGAGUAUGAAAUAGUUAUUAAAACAUUUUUAAAACUACUUUCAUGUCCAAAAUGCGAGUUGCUGGUAAAAAAUUUUGCCGAAAUUCGUGCGCAUUUUCGAGCUUCUCAUAACGAUGAACCGUCAUUUUUGAUGUGUUGUGGACGCAAAUUUUUUACAAGAAAGACCCUGGCCGAGCACAUUUAUAUACAUGGAAAUCCAGAAUAUUUCAAAUGCAAAACUUGUGGACAAAUUUUUAAUAAUAGUCGCAGUCUACAGGAACAUGAAGAUGCGCACGUUAAUCCAUUAAAGGCAAAGGAAACAAAAACAUUCCCAUGUGAAAAAUGUGAAAAAGUCUACUCGUCAAAUGUAUCUCUUGAGAACCACAUCUUCUCAAAGCAUGUUCCAAAAUCAGAAUAUAAAAUCAAUUGCACGCAAUGUACUCGUAUCAAAAAAUUUCCGACUCACCGUGCACUAAAAGAUCACAUAAAAAAAUCCCACGGUGCCACAGUCAUAUGCGACAAAUGUGGUAAGCUGGUGCGUGUAAGUUAUUUGAAGAAACACCACAUGUUAGAACAUUCUGAUGAACCGCGACCAACUCCUGAACCGAAGCAGUGCCAAAUAUGCGGAGCAUGGCUUCGUCAUCAAUAUGGCCUUAACCAGCAUAUGAGGACAAUACAUGAAAACCAAGACUGCGAGCAUCGUUGUAAGAUUUGCAAUAAGGUUUCGACAACCGCUCGGGCUCUUAAGCGUCACAUUCAUCACAAUCAUGAAUGUGAGCGUAAAUUCAAAUGUACCAUGUGUGAAAAAGCUUUUAAGCGACCUCAAGACCUUAGGGAGCAUACCUCUGUGCACACUGGCAAAGUGUUGUACGUUUGUCCGAACUGUUCAAUGACGUUCUUCUCAAGCGCCAAUAUGUAUAAACAUAGGCAACGACGGCAUCGUCUCGAAUGGGAAGCUGAACGUAAGAAUCGUAAUAUGCGAACUUUUAAUAUCAUGAAAGAGUCAAAGGAGCAAGCAGAAGGAAAACAAAAGGUGCCAACUUCUAAUUUCAACAACAUCAUCAUACGAAGGAUGUUUGACAAACUAUCAUGUAUUUUGUGCUUGGAAAAAGCCAACAAUUCCAUCGAUAAAAUUAAUAUCGAUUCUGAUGAUUCGGAAGCAGUAAAUGCCCGUGGGAUAAUUGAGCAACACUUCAAGGAUGAGCUCAGUAUGAUGUCAUUUUUCUCCACGAAAGUUGUGUGCAGCCAAUGCUGGGAAUUGGUCCAGUCUUUUCAUGAAUUUUAUGUACGUGUGCAGAAUGCUCAUUUGGCAGCAAUGAACACGCUGAAAUCUUUGCAAGAGCUAGAGAUAUCUGUGACAGAAAUAAAAGAAGAGCCAGAUGUUAUAGAUGAGUUAGCAUCACCUCCUAAACGUCGACGUGGCCGUCCUCGUCGUCAAAAGGACUUCGAUAACCUAGACUGUGAGUCGGUUGCCUUAAGAGAAUGCAGUGUUAGAAUAGAGCAACUGACUGUCCCUUAUAACACAAUUAGCAAUGACAACAAGCAAGAUAAGAGUAUUGAAAAUGUGGAUAUUAAAAGUGAAGAUGAGUAUAAAGAAGAAUGCUACCAUCCAAAUAUAUCUGAAGAUGGAUCACAAAUUGAAAUGCCUGAUAUACUCAGUAGGCAUGAGGAUGUCUUGGCGCCUUCUCCGCCACAAAAAAAGAAAGUUCGUACUAAACGAAAGCAAAAAAGAAAGCGAAGUGACCAAAAGCCAGAGACAAAGAAGAAUAAUAAACCGCGGCAUAAAACGUCGGACUAUGACGAAUAUAUUGCCGAUAAUUUUAAAUUAGUUUGCUUUCUUUGCCAGAAGACAUUAACAGAUUUUAGAGAACUCAAAAUUCAUUUUCGACAGCAACACCAAAUGAAUGGCUAUGUAAAAUGUUGCGGCAAGAAGUUACUGAAGCGAGGUGUACUCGUUGACCAUAUUCACUUCCACAAUGACCCGGAAUACUUCAAAUGUCCGCACUGUGCAAAAUUAUUGUCAGACCGGAGAGGGCUCGAAACGCACCUUCAAUUUUUCCAUGGUUCGAGAGAACGUACUUUUAGUUGUGACGUUUGUUCUAAGGGAUUCUUUCGCCGCGAAGUACUUGCUCGACAUUAUCUUCUACAUGCUCCAGAUGAACAAAAGACUGUUAAGUGUACGCAAUGCGAAAAAACUUUCUGUAAUGAAUACAAUAUGAAGCAGCACCUAAAGCUAGUCCAUCUACAUUUGUAUUCGAAGAUUUGUGACAUUUGUGGGAAGUCUUUCAACGGUGGCGACGCGUUUCGUCGGCAUCAGCAAGAGCAUUUGGGCUUACCGAGGCCAAUGAUUAAAUGUGAAUUGUGUAAUGCUGAACUUACGACAAAAUAUGGCUUAGCGCGACAUAUGAAAGUAAUGCACACUGAGGAGUACCAGACGCCGCAAGUCUGUCCUAUAUGCUCCAAAGUGUCUCCAACUCUCAGAGCGCAUCAUACACAUUUUAAAUAUAUGCACGCCACCGAGCGAAAACAUGCUUGCAAACUUUGUGACAAAGCUUUUAAAAGACCUAAUGACCUACGCGAACAUAUGACAACUCAUACUGGAGAAGUUCUAUAUACUUGUACAUUUUGCCCGCAAACAUUUAAUUCAAAUGCGAAUAUGUACGCACAUCGCAAGCGGAAGCAUCCUAAGGAAUGGGCAGAACAAUGUGCCAAGAAAAAAACUAUGGGCCUGGGAAAGCAGAUACAAAAAGAUCUUGAGACCAUAAUAGAAUCCGUGGAUGUAGUGGAUACAGACGGGCAAAAAUAAAAGGAAAAUAUAUAGUAUAGCUCUACAAAUAAAAAAAAAGCAGUCCAUACAUAUGUAUGUAUACAAUUAAUUUUUUUCUGAAGGACAUAUUGUGGGUAACUUAUGAGUAUACGUUUGCACUAUAAUAUUAAUAAUAGGUGAUACGAUUUACUAACAUGUAUGUAAGUAUAUGAGAAGUAAUUUUCUUCAAAUUUGGUAAUUUUAUGCCGAAAUGUUAAUUCUUAAAUUAAUAAAACUGGCUAUCUUGCAUUGAUUUUGGUUAUAAAUUUUCAGUUGUAUAUUUUGAGGGAAUUUUCGCCUAUGC
Messenger RNA from Rhagoletis pomonella (apple maggot), 4202 nucleotides. RefSeq names its product zinc finger protein 208-like. The transcript has 9 exons. NCBI's taxonomy places the organism in Eukaryota, Metazoa, Arthropoda, Insecta, Diptera, Tephritidae. Gene Ontology annotation, molecular function: RNA polymerase II transcription regulatory region sequence-specific DNA binding; zinc ion binding; DNA-binding transcription factor activity, RNA polymerase II-specific. Bases 38 to 3898 code for a protein of 1286 amino acids. Gene Ontology annotation, biological process: regulation of transcription by RNA polymerase II. Gene Ontology annotation, cellular component: nucleus. The record is from RefSeq and is a predicted model, not a curated record.